UGGUGGAAGCACGUCACCUAGGACCAACAUCAUUUACUCUCCAACACUUCCUUUCAAAAUUUAAAACCACCCACCAAACACCAUUCUCCAAUGCAACAAAACGCCAGUCACCUAGUUCUUUGAUUCUCUUUUAUGGGUUUUGAUAUACACAACUAAACGAGUAGAAUUUCCUGGGUUUUUGAAGAAAUUUCAUUUUUGCAUUUGCUGGGUAAGAAUUGGGGUUUUAAUGGUGGGGGCAAAGAAAAUGGCGGAAAAAAAGAGUGAAAGUAGCAACAAAUUGCUGUGUGCGGCAAUGGUAGCUGUGAUGGUUGCUUUACUAGCAAUUAACACCAAGACUAGUUGGAAUUCUUUUCUUGGGCUCAAUCCUUGUAAACAAGAGUUGUGUAAAUUUACUGGGAUGGUGGAGGAUUGCUGUUGUGAUUAUGAGACAGUCAACAUACUAAAUGAAGAAGUUUUGCAUCCUUUGCUGCAAGAGCUUGUUACGACACCUUUUUACAGAUACUUCAAGGUUAAACUGUGGUGUGACUGUCCUUUCUGGAUUGAUGAUGGGAUGUGCCGAUUGCGUGAUUGUAGUGUCUGUGAAUGCCCAGAAUCUGAAUUCCCAGAAACUUUUAGAAAGCCAUCUAAUGUCCUUAGGAAAGAAGAUUUGAUGUGCCAAGAGGGGAAACCUCAAGCUGCAGUUGAUCGAACAUUAGAUGAAAAGGUGUUUAGAGGUUGGGCAGAAGUUGAUAAUCCCUGGACAAAUGAUGAUGAGACUGAUAACAGUGAGAUGACAUAUGUAAACCUUCAGCUCAAUCCAGAACGUUAUACAGGCUAUACAGGUCCUUCAGCCAGAAGGAUAUGGGAUGCAAUAUAUUCAGAAAAUUGCCCAAGAUAUGCAUCUGGUGAGAUGUGCCAGGAGAAAAAGGUUCUGUACAAACUGAUAUCUGGUCUGCAUGCCUCUAUUUCGGUUCAUAUUGCUGCAGAUUAUCUCCUUGAUGAAGCCACCAACAAGUGGGGUCAGAAUUUUGACUUAAUUCAUGAUCGGGUGUUGAGAUAUCCAGAGCGUGUUAGAAAUUUGUAUUUUACUUUCCUUUUUGUACUCAGAGCCGUAACAAAGGCAUCAGACUAUUUGGAACAAGCUGAAUAUGACACUGGUAAUCAUGAAGAUGACUUGAAAACUCAGUCCUUGCUGAAACAGCUGCUUUACAAUCAAAAGCUUCGGGCAGCCUGUCCACUUCCGUUCGACGAAGCUAAGUUGUGGCAAGGGCAAAGUGGUCCUGAAUUGAAGCAGCAAAUUCAAAAGCAGUUUAGAAAUAUAAGUGCGUUGAUGGAUUGCGUAGGGUGUGAGAAGUGUAGAUUAUGGGGUAAACUACAAGUUCUUGGUCUUGGCACAGCAUUGAAGAUCCUAUUUUCAGUUGAGGGUGACAACCACUUUAAUCAACCUCUGCAAUUGCAAAGGAACGAAGUGAUUGCACUCAUAAACCUGCUCAAUAGACUCUCCGAAUCAGUCAAACUAGUGCAUGAGAUGGCACCUUCAGCCGACAAGAUAGUUGGGCAAGUUGCAGGAGGACCUCCUUCACAAGAAGUCAGCACGAUGCGGAGAAUAUGGCAGUCAGUGAAUUUUUUCAGGUCGAAGAAGACUUCAUGAUAUAUUUGGAUGGCAAUUCUUCUGCCAUCGCUACGCAGAGUUAUAGAUUUGGAGAUAUACAAAGUACAAACACACAUUACGUAGAGAGCUUCAAUAAUGUUGUACAUUUUGCAUACAAAUUUUAGUGAAUGUGACAUGUUUGGUGAUGGGUCGGCACUAAUUCAACUUAGGAAGUAUUCUCAAAUCUCACCUUUAUAUUUGGGUGAAGAAUACUAGAAUAGUUAAACGUUCGUUACCUUUCUGUUCGGUGUUCGAAUUUUGCCGUGUAAAUUAAUUAAGACUAUGCACAUAAUUUAAGGAACUUUUAGCUA
Molecule: messenger RNA, 1941 nt
Organism: Beta vulgaris subsp. vulgaris (sugar beet)
Lineage: Eukaryota; Viridiplantae; Streptophyta; Magnoliopsida; Caryophyllales; Amaranthaceae
Product: endoplasmic reticulum oxidoreductin-1
Exons: 10
Coding region: 227-1630 (467 amino acids)
Biological process (GO): protein folding in endoplasmic reticulum
Cellular component (GO): endoplasmic reticulum membrane; endoplasmic reticulum
Molecular function (GO): thiol oxidase activity; FAD binding; protein-disulfide reductase activity
Source: RefSeq, a predicted model, not a curated record